Messenger RNA from Helobdella robusta, 810 nucleotides. RefSeq lists its product as hypothetical. Bases 1 to 810 code for a protein of 269 amino acids. Lineage: Eukaryota; Metazoa; Annelida; Clitellata; Rhynchobdellida; Glossiphoniidae. The transcript is spliced from 2 exons. The record is from RefSeq and is a predicted model, not a curated record. Gene Ontology annotation, molecular function: RNA binding.
AUGUCAUCUGACAAGGAGUUUGGAAAUAACCAUGUUAUCAGUGAACUAGCUAGAUGUUUAGAGUUGACUUCACUAGCACAUGGUGAGUUCACGGAUGUUGCAGUUGGAGGUGCAAAAGAGGCAAACACCGAUUUCGAAGAUGCCGAGAUGCAAGAAAUGAGAAAAAAGAUCCAAAAGAUGAGAGAAGAAAGGAGAGAAUGUGAAAACCUCAAAAAAAUGUUCGUUACGAAUACAACUCCAACCGCUUCAUCGGCCACAUCUGAAGUCGACGGACGAUCCAUAUGGGUCGGCAACGUAGACUAUGGGGCUACAUUGGAGGGUUUGAAUAAACACUUUGAGCAGUGUGGUCUCAUUAUAAGAACAAAAAUUCUACGUGACAAAUUUAGCGGCAAGUCUAAGGGCUUUGCAUACAUUGAGUUUUCGGACGUUGUGUCUAUUGACUUAGCCCUAAAACUGAAUGAGUCACUGUUUUGCGGAAGACAAAUAAAAGUCACCGCAAAGAGAACCAACAUAUAUGGUCUGUCAACUACAGACAGAAAACCGAGAGGGAGAGGUAUAAGGCCAAGGGGUGGUCCAAUGGCAGGAAGAGGUCGCUAUUUAGUUACAGCACAGCACAUCCCAACACCUGUGCCAAGGUUCGAAUCAUACAUGGAACAACAGCCACAGUGCCCAGCCUACAGAAGCAGAGGUAACAACAGGAAAAUUUGGCCAAACUGUUCAUAUGAUGAGGUAAAAACAUACUAUACUGGAUGGCAUUACGUUAAGCAUCAAGUCUUCGACGAUUGCAAAGAUCGCAUGGAACAUGUGUGA